Molecule: messenger RNA, 1823 nt
Organism: Tigriopus californicus
Lineage: Eukaryota; Metazoa; Arthropoda; Copepoda; Harpacticoida; Harpacticidae
Exons: 12
Coding region: 25-1185 (386 amino acids)
Source: RefSeq, a predicted model, not a curated record
GCAGGUUCAAACAAAGACUCAAGAAUGGAUGUUUGGGCACUGCUCUGGAUACUUCUUGGGGGAACCUGGCAUGUUGCUAGAGGCCAAUUCUCUCCUUUUCGAGAAAGUGGAUGCAAGGUGACCAAUUCCAACUUGAACGAAAUGUGUUGUGCCAAUAGCAACAUUCCGUGUGGAUUGAAUGAAGGUGGUUGUGGAGAUUACAGCCAUUGCGAAGAGCCUUUGACCUGCCAAGACAACGCGUGUGUGGAUGCCAAUAACACGGCCAUCUACGGCAGCAAAUGUUGUGCUUUUGAGGGUCGCAAGCCCCUGGACACCUGUCUGGAAGAGGACAUCUCCUAUUGGUACUAUGACAUUGAUGAACAGGUUAACAUGAACAUGGACCAAUGCAAUGAGUUUUGCCGGUCAGAAGACACUUGUGCGGGUGUGGUAUUGCGCAAAGGCUCAGGAACUUGCUCUCUCAAAGCUGUUUCCAUUCCGUUGCCUUGGGUACGACUUGUGGAAACUGGCACAGACAGCUACCAUCGCUGGUGCAAGCCAAACUGUUGGAUUCCGGACAUGGAAUUUCGCCAUGGCCAAACCUCUUACAGAUGGGUGGAGAAUCCCGGUGCUCCUGAGGAAUGUCAUCGAUUAUGCCAAGAGGAUGUGGAUUGCUUCACCAGCUUUAUCUACCCUUUCCCCUAUGUGUGCAUCUUGCGAAAGUUUGACCACUACCCUAUGAACAGAUUCACGUAUGGAACGACAAUGCCACAGUUUUGUGUUACUUGGAACGGGUCUUGGGGUUAUGAAGAAGAGUUGGGCCCUGAUGUAAAUUACAGCGUGGUUCAAGCCCCAAUCAACAAGGAUAUUCAAGAUGUAUGCAUGGAACUGAAAAGUCAACCCGCCUCAGUUGAAACGCCUCGCCAUCAAAACCUGUUUACAUUCUUGUUUAGAUAUGAAAGAUUAAAAUCCCACAUGAACCAUUUGGGUUACAAAACAGCCAACAAUGAAGUUUUUGAUGAGGAUGAUGGCCAUUCGCUCUGGAUUGGUCGUGGUGAUGCUCCAGAUACGUCACUUACCAAAUUCAUUUGCGAGCGCAGGAAAGGCGUAUGCUACCACCUGCCUACAGUCCCGAACGCAAUGAGAGUCGAUGCCACGAGUGGAUCAUCAGGGUUUGCUCCGAAAGUGGGCGAAACGAUACACUUUUAAGAACGUUGCCUAUAAUCGCUCUGAAAGUUUUGGGCAACGUCUGGAACUUCAUUCACAUCACGCAAGAAGAACAGCGCAACCGCCAUCCUCUGACUGAAAGCCGAUGAGUUUGACGAAGGGAGUCCAUAAGACAAUCCCGCCACUGGUUUUACGAGUCCCUGAGGAAUGCCGGAAAUCUCGACUCAAGUCUGUCUUGGCCAUCAUAGAGACACCCAUGGUACCGCAUUCUCAAUUGGAUUGGAAAAAGUCAUUGAUCCGAUUGUCUUCAACCCAACCUUCGACCGUUCAUCUUAUGUGGACAAGGAACAAGGAACAGGUUUCAAUAGAUUUCUUGAGAACUUACCAGGCGUCAAGGUGGAAAUACGUAGAUUCGAUGUCUUUUGUACCUCCCGAAUAGGUCUCCCCCCACGCUUUAGUCGAUUGUUUCGACUCGAACGGCGGUCCUCGAACCCAAAAUGGGACAUCCCAAUGUAUAUUUUAAAAACUUGUCAAAUAAUGAUCCAAUGAGAUUCAAACUCGCAAUAAAGAUUGUUUUUGAGAUUGGUUCGAUACAUAAAAAUCCACAUAUGUAUUGCUCAAAUCUGUCGUUCUAUCUAAUUUUGCUUGCCUUUUUUUAUUGAAAUACAUAGUCCCCACAA